Messenger RNA from Ceratina calcarata, 875 nucleotides. RefSeq names its product Autophagy-related 12 (gene Atg12). Gene Ontology annotation, biological process: glycophagy; autophagy of mitochondrion; autophagosome assembly. The record is from RefSeq and is a predicted model, not a curated record. NCBI's taxonomy places the organism in Eukaryota, Metazoa, Arthropoda, Insecta, Hymenoptera, Apidae. Gene Ontology annotation, molecular function: Atg8-family ligase activity. Bases 258 to 689 code for a protein of 143 amino acids. Gene Ontology annotation, cellular component: phagophore assembly site membrane; cytoplasm; Atg12-Atg5-Atg16 complex. The transcript is spliced from 4 exons.
UGUCGUGAAGUUGCCAUCAUGGAUCGUAACCGUAAUGAAGAGUGUCCUGAUUUGUUUACAGAAUCGUAGGUUAGAGUUCGUUCAAGUGAUCGUUGCGAAUCUCAUUGACAGUUGAUUGACAAUUCACGAGUUUACGACGAACGUUUUCAGUGACGCGGUACUUCGCCCAUCGUCUGUUGCACAGUCAUUUUAAAUACUGUUUCGUUGACUACAAUAAUAUUCAGUUCGUAUGGGCAUAAACAUUUAAUACGAAAGCAAUGUCCGACAAGGAGGUCAACGAAAAUCCCGCUAUUGAAAUUGGUGGCAAGUCAGACGAAAUUGGUGAAAGUUCAACGAACGAAGAAGCGCCUGCUAGUCUCGAGACAAUUCCCUCGGAAGCACAGUCGACCCGUAACGGAGUUCAAUCUGUCGCCAAGGAGAAAGCAAAAAUUGAUAUUUUGCUAAAAGCGACCGGGAAUGCACCGAUAAUGAAGCAGAAGAAAUGGUCCGUCAGUCAGGAUCAUUGCAUCGGUCGAAUCUCAGAUUUUGUUAGAAGGUAUCUCAAGUUAGAUGCUAAUGAGAAAUUGUUCCUCUAUGUGAAUCAAACGUUCGCACCUGCACCGGAUCAAAUAGUAAAGAAUCUGUACGACUGUUACGGUGCAGAUGGAAAAUUGAUACUUCAUUACUGCAAGAGCCAAGCCUGGGGAUAAGCAUCGACUCUGAGUACGUGUAUACUUCUAUAUAUUAUAAAUGUACAUAGACAUUACAAAGAUUUAUAUCCUAUACUAUUAUAUAUAAUAUAUAAGUGUCGUUGAUCGGUUCAAUUUCAAAUUGAAUCUUGGCUAAUCAAAUAAAUAAGGUUUAAUUUAAUAAACUUGGGCAAGUUCGCCUUAGGA